UAUGCUUAAACUACUUUUCUUUUCCCAUUUCUUCGCCGUUACACGUUAGAAGUAUCGUUCCCUCCCGCUCUCCAUUAACGCAUUCAUCGUUGACAUUACAAAAGCUCUUCCAAAGCUUGUCAAGGAUCUGCAUUCCACGCGGCAACCUUCAAACAAUUCUCUCUCUAAGCUCUACGAAAAAAUUCAGUCUCUCCCUCUCUGAACUAGUACUCUUGAGAUGGAGGGCAAAGUGAUCUGUGCUUCAUGGAUCCGAAGACCGGGAGAGACCGCAGUCGUUCUUGGAAAAUCUGGAUCAACCCCUUCUCUCCAAUUCUAUUCCUUCAAUUCGCAGAACAGUUCCCUCUCUCUCAUGGCUGAGCAUAUUUGUGAAGAGGGUGACCCUCUCAGUGUAACCGUUAGUGGAAACGACCUUGUUUACUCCACUCGUCAUGGUUGCGUAUGGCUUGAGUUGUAUGGUCGCGAAUCAAAUGUCAAUGUUAUUGCGAAAGAUCUUCCUUCUCUCCAAGGCAUUGGGCUUCAGAAAUGUCUUGCGUUUAGUGCAGAUGGCUCUAGAUUUGCCGCUGGUGGGGAGGAUGGGCAUCUUCGAAUUUUCGAGUGGCCAAAUCUACGCAUACUUUUGGAUGAGCCAAAUGCUCAUAAGUCUUUUCGAGAUUUAGACUUCAGCUUAGACACAGAGUAUUUGGCUUCAACAUCCACUGAUGGUUCUGCAAGAAUAUGGAAAACAAAUGAGGGAGUCCCAUUAACUUCUUUAACACGUGACUCGGGUGAGAAAAUUGAGUGUUGUCGGUUUUCAAGAGAUGGAACUAAACCGUUUCUCUUCUGCACUGUUCAAAAGGCUGGGGGCAAAGUGGUAACUGCAGUUUGGGACAUCAGUACUUGGAAUAGAUUGGGGCAUAAAAGACUAUUUGGAAAGCCUGUCUCUGUGUUGUCUAUCAGCUUAGAUGGAAAAUACCUUGCACUGGGAAGCUAUGAUGGAGAUAUUUGUGUUGUUGAAGUAAAGAAAAUGGAAACAUGUCAUCUAAUUAGAAAGGUGCAUCUUGGUGCAUGUAUUUCAACAGUGGAGUUCUGCCCCAGUGAGAGAUCGGUGCUGUCCAUAUCAAGUGAAUGGGGAGCAGUUAUCACAAAGCUCAAGGUGCCAGCAGAUUGGAAAGAUUGGCAGGUAUACUUAGUACUGCUGGGCCUUUUCUUGGCUUCAGCUGUUCUUUUCUAUAUAUUUUUUGAGAAUUCAGAUUCAUUUUGGAAUUUCCCUCUUGGGAGAGAUCAACCUGCAAAGCCUUCAAUUCAAGCCAUCUAUGGUGAGCAGUCAGCAGAUGACGUGUGGUGAACCAUUGGAACCAUAUGUGGGGUUCGCAUCAGCAAAUUUGUGACUUCCUUCCCAUGCAUUCAUUGGAAAUGAGCAACAUUGAGCUUUGCAGACUAUUUUUGGUUAGCUAUUUAUUGUUUUAGUGAUGUGUAUCAAAAAUCGAUAAAUUAUUUGUCUGGGGUCAAAGCUUGUCGAUUUUGAAGUUGUUCAUCUCUAUUGUUGUCGUAACACAGAUAUUUUGUGAUCUUUAUGUUUUGUGCACCGGGCCAAUUUCUGACUUAGAAUUCCAGCAUCCUCUUUUUUUUGAGAUAUCGGGGACCUCUUUUGUACUUUUCAGGGAAUAUAGAGUGCCUUUUGUGAAUUA
Amborella trichopoda is the source of this 1667-nucleotide messenger RNA. It is a transcript of the gene PHF1, whose product is annotated as phosphate transporter traffic facilitator1. Gene Ontology annotation, biological process: endoplasmic reticulum to Golgi vesicle-mediated transport. NCBI's taxonomy places the organism in Eukaryota, Viridiplantae, Streptophyta, Magnoliopsida, Amborellales, Amborellaceae. Gene Ontology annotation, cellular component: endoplasmic reticulum membrane. Gene Ontology annotation, molecular function: protein binding; guanyl-nucleotide exchange factor activity. The record is from RefSeq and is a predicted model, not a curated record.